Chaetomium globosum CBS 148.51 is the source of this 900-nucleotide messenger RNA. RefSeq lists its product as uncharacterized. Bases 1 to 900 code for a protein of 299 amino acids. The record is from RefSeq and is a predicted model, not a curated record. The transcript is spliced from 4 exons. NCBI's taxonomy places the organism in Eukaryota, Fungi, Ascomycota, Sordariomycetes, Sordariales, Chaetomiaceae.
AUGGCAUACCAAUAUCCCCCGCCGCCUCCAAACGGCGCCGACAUGGACAUGGCGCCAUCCGGUUACUUGCCCAGUUAUUCCGUGGCGCCCCAUGCUUCAUCAGGGAUGGACCCCGAUUCGAGCAUCCCGAGGGAGCGUUCUGAGUUGAGACGGUCGAUAUCGACGCCGGUCGUCGGGCCGCCGCAGGGGCAUCCGCAGCAGUCCCCUCAGCAAGCAGGUGCUUCGGGACAGGAUGCUGCCGCCGAGAGAAGGAGAAAUAAGUUGGGAUACCAUCGGACGUCUGUUGCGUGCGUCCCGCGCGGUGGUGUCCGGGCUGCUAACGACCCUGUAGCUUCAAGCACCCGCGCCUAUGAGUACGGGCAGCAUGGGAUGUCCAGUUGGAUGCCGGCAGACGCGAGUCCUAAUUCUUCCAAGCCGAACGACAUGAACGCGACCUGGAGAUCGUAUCCGGGCGAUUCCCCCGUCACCCCGGCGUUUUCUCCUUACACGCCGCAUGCGCCGUCGUCGGUGGCAUGGUCGGCGUCGGUAGGCUCCGACUCUUCCUCUAGGGAUGAUAUCACUUGGUCGUCGUAUCCAGCACCGCCGCCCCGGUCCAUGUCUUUCGGUGCCGAGAGCAUGAGCGGCCACACCCACUACCCGUCGAUGUCGCAACCCAACCAUCAUUCAUCUCGCGGGCUCCGUACCACCAUCGAGUUACUCUUCGUGGCAACAGUCGUACUCGUACUCGAAGCCCGGCGAAGGCUAUGGCAGCGGGUGUCGUGCGUGGUCGAGUCCUGUUGUCUGCAGGAUGCAUCUGUGGUCAACGGGCCUGCGCCGCCUUUUACACGGUUGCGCACUGGUGGAGUGACGUGGUCUUACAACCGCUCCUUUGAUGCAGUGGCGUCGAUGCGGGAGACUUGA